UUGUGUGGGGCGCGCGCUUCGGCCUCGACCGUCAUGACGGGUUUGUUGCAGUGUUACAAUAAGGGCUGUGGACAGAAAUAUGAUGAGGGAUCUAAUACUGAAGAUCGAGAUUCUUGCCAGUAUCAUCCUGGAGAACCUAUAUUUCAUGAUGCGAAGAAGAAAUGGUCAUGUUGCAAAAAAUUCAGUACGGACUUCUCGGAAUUUUUGAGUAUUAAAGGGUGUACUAAAGGAAAACACUCCAAUGUACGUCCUGUUGAGCCAGAAAAAAACAAAACCAAUGGCACGGAUUCUGCGGAACUUUCCUCCGUACCGCUUACUCCUGCCGCCCCUGCUCCUCUUCCACCAGUCAGCAACUCACAACCUCGGCCGUCUCCUUCGGAACCCAUGUGUCAACUAUCCGUAGAAGUCACACCUAGUUUGAAAACCUUACUGAGCAAAAUGUCUAUUGAACACAAAUCGGACGCUCACGGUACUGGUGCUGUCGAGGAGGAUACAGUCAACGUUGUUGUGGGAACCAGUUGCAAAAAUAGUGGAUGCAAAGCUACCUAUUCGGGCACGGCGGCGGACAACGACUUGUGUUUGUAUCAUCCAGGAGUUCCCAUAUUCCACGAAGGGCAACCUGUCGGCACGAUUGGUUCCAACUACCGGACAAGGAAUCGAGCCACAAAUUUAGCCGUCUCAAUCGCCGCCCAGGCAACCUGUCGGCACGAUUGGUUCCAACUACCUGGACAAGUAAUCAUCACAGUCUAUGCCAAAGCUGUUAUCCCCGAAUCGGUCAAUGUCACUGCAAACCGAGUGCGACUUCACGCCACUUUCGAGUUUGGUUCGGACAGACAGCGGUUCGACAAAACUUUCGAAUUGUGUGGAACUGUGGUUCCGGAGGCUUCUGUGAUCAAACUGAUGGGCACAAAAGUUGAAAUUGCUCUCAAGAAGGGUGAGGCAAUGUCCUGGCCGCGACUCGAAAUCCUUGCCCCUUCCACUGCGACAGGUGAUGAAUCCAAGACUCAAUGACCCGGAUCGAGUGGAUGACAGAGUUCAGUGUGUGUGCAAGCCCUUGCAGCACGUUCCCUGUACCUUGUGAUACCCAAUGAACUUUAUGCAACUGAUAUAUGUAUUCAUGCGUGGUCGGAUCUUACUGUGUCUCUUAUGCUGUUUGAAGACAUACUCACAAUUUGUCAUCGAUUAGAAACGCAGUGUUUGUAACCCAACGCAAACGUAUUGUUCUGGAAUACAUUCG
Opisthorchis viverrini is the source of this 1237-nucleotide messenger RNA. RefSeq lists its product as hypothetical. Bases 34 to 1011 code for a protein of 325 amino acids. NCBI's taxonomy places the organism in Eukaryota, Metazoa, Platyhelminthes, Trematoda, Opisthorchiida, Opisthorchiidae. The record is from RefSeq and is a predicted model, not a curated record. The transcript has 7 exons.